UUGCAGAACAUGGACAGAUCGGGAAUGAAAAAUGCUUAAGAAUUUCAAGACUUCACCAUGAAUUGGCUUACAGAUCACUGCUUUGGUUAAGUCUAAAGAGGGCACCCAUGAUUUUGAUGGUUUCUGCUUCUGAGAAAAAUAAUCAGAUUUUUCAUCACCCCUACUAAUUGGCUAAACAAAUACAGUUGAUAAUUUCAGUGACUCAGAAACACAGUCUUCUGAAAACAUCUUGUGGUUGUGGCAGCAUCUUGCUUACAAAGGAAAGGAAGAAUGUAAAAUCCAGGGACUUGAAACAAAAGCUUCCUACUCACAACACCUGAAGGACUUCUGAAAGAAAUUGCCCCAGGACUCCCAACUAAUACUAAUUUGUUGAAACAUCAUGUGCUGAAAUAAAAAAAAAGAAAGGGCAGCUGACCCACCUUUGUGCUAGUGUCCCAGUCACCAUGUUGUUUGCGCUCUUUGAGCUCUAGACGCACGGGGAGAGAGCUGAGAGCCUGAAAAUGAGGCCAUGGACCGGCUCCUGGCGUUGGAUUAUGCUCGUUCUCUUUGCUUGGGGGACUUUGUUGUUUUACAUAGGCGGACACUUGGUACGGGACAACGAUCAUCCUGAUCACUCCAGCAGAGAACUCUCCAAGAUACUGGCGAAGCUUGAGCGCCUAAAACAGCAGAAUGAAGACUUGAGGCGGAUGGCAGAGUCUCUCAGGAUACCAGAAGGUCCCAUGGACCAGGGACCAGCUGCAGGAAGGGUACGUGCUUUAGAAGAACAGCUUUUAAAAGCCAAAGAACAGAUAGAAAAUUACAAGAAGCAAACCAGAGAUGCAGGUCUAGGGAAGGAUCAUGAAAUACUGAGGAGGAGGAUUGAAAAUGGAGCUAAGGAGCUCUGGUUUUUUCUCCAGAGUGAAUUGAAGAAAUUGAAAAAUUUAGAAGGAAAUCAACUCCAAAGACAUGUGGAUGAAUUUCUAUUUGAUUUGGGUCAUCAGGAAAGGUCAAUAAUGACAGAUCUGUACUACCUCAGUCAAGCAGAUGGAGCAGGUGAUUGGCGAGAAAAAGAAGCCAAAGAUCUGACAGAGCUGGUCCAGAGGAGAAUAACAUAUCUUCAGAACCCCAAGGAUUGCAGAAAAGCUAAGAAGCUGGUGUGUAAUAUCAACAAAGGCUGUGGAUAUGGCUGUCAACUCCACCAUGUUGUCUACUGCUUCAUGAUUGCAUAUGGCACUCAGAGAACUCUCAUUUUGGAAUCCCAUAACUGGCGCUAUGCUACUGGUGGAUGGGAGACUGUAUUUAGACCUGUAAGUGAGACGUGCACUGAUAGAACAGGUACUGCGACCGGACACUGGACAGGUGAGAUAAAUGACCAAAACAUUCAGGUGGUAGAGCUUCCCAUUGUUGACAGCCUUCAUCCACGGCCGCCUUAUUUACCAUUGGCUGUUCCAGAAGACCUUGCAGAUCGGCUUGUGCGGGUCCAUGGAGAUCCUGCUGUGUGGUGGGUUUCCCAGUUUGUCAAAUACUUAAUCCGUCCACAGCCUUGGUUAGAAAAGGAAAUUGAAGAGGCCACCAAAAAGCUUGGUUUCAAGCAUCCAGUUAUCGGAGUUCAUGUCCGACGUACAGACAAAGUGGGGACAGAAGCCGCAUUCCAUCCUAUUGAGGAAUACAUGGUUCAUGUAGAAGAGCAUUUCCAGCUUCUUGAACGCAGAAUGCAUGUGGACAAAAAAAGAGUUUAUUUGGCUACAGAUGAUCCUUCCUUAUUGAAGGAGGCAAAAUCCAAGUACCCAAAUUAUGAAUUUAUCAGUGAUAACUCCAUAUCCUGGUCAGCUGGACUACACAAUCGAUACACAGAAAAUUCCCUACGAGGUGUGAUCUUGGAUAUACACUUUCUGUCACAGGCAGAUUUCCUAGUCUGUACAUUUUCAUCCCAGGUCUGUCGAGUUGCUUAUGAAAUCAUGCAGACACUGCAUCCAGAUGCCUCUGCCUACUUCCAUUCUUUGGAUGACAUUUACUAUUUUGGGGGCCAGAAUGCCCACAACCAGAUUGCUGUUUAUCCUCACCAACCACGAACUGCUGAUGAAAUCCCAAUGGACCCUGGAGAUGUUAUUGGCGUGGCUGGAAACCACUGGGAUGGCUAUUCUAAAGGUGUCAAAUAGAAAACUAGGGAGAACAGGCUUGUACCCUUCCUAUAAAGUGAAGGAGAAAAUAGAGACAGUCAAGUACCCCACAUACCCAGAAGCUGAGAAAUAAAUUU
Messenger RNA from Phascolarctos cinereus (koala), 2236 nucleotides. It is a transcript of the gene FUT8, whose product is annotated as fucosyltransferase 8. Gene Ontology annotation, cellular component: Golgi cisterna membrane. Gene Ontology annotation, biological process: protein N-linked glycosylation. The record is from RefSeq and is a predicted model, not a curated record. NCBI's taxonomy places the organism in Eukaryota, Metazoa, Chordata, Mammalia, Diprotodontia, Phascolarctidae. Gene Ontology annotation, molecular function: protein binding; glycoprotein 6-alpha-L-fucosyltransferase activity.